Molecule: messenger RNA, 6039 nt
Organism: Lepisosteus oculatus (spotted gar)
Lineage: Eukaryota; Metazoa; Chordata; Actinopteri; Semionotiformes; Lepisosteidae
Gene: pdlim2
Product: PDZ and LIM domain 2 (mystique)
Biological process (GO): heart development; actin cytoskeleton organization; muscle structure development
Cellular component (GO): adherens junction; filamentous actin; Z disc
Molecular function (GO): actin binding; muscle alpha-actinin binding
Source: RefSeq, a predicted model, not a curated record
UUGUUUCUUUUUCACGUCACCCUGUGGAAACUACUGUAGGUAGAGGAAACUUGAGUUUAAUUUUUUGAAGUUAGUGAAUAAGUUCUUUCACUGCUCGCGAAGAGGGGAGGCUAGAUGGCGCACGGUCACGUGGUCUCAUAUAUAUAACAGACAACGCUAAUCACUCAUAGAGGAGUUUGCUCGACGUCGUGUGACUCUUUGACAGCUUGGAAGAAGCUGAGAUAAAAACAAGUCUGCUCCUCGUUUCGAGAACCCCCAGGAGCAAUUCGUAGUGUCUCGUCGUGACGCGCUUGCCGAUUCAAGUGUUCAAAGCAGAGCUACAGGUGUGGACCUAUCGACGUCUGUCGGCAUUCAGUCGCUUCCUUUUGUUACUGGUGCUUCAUCAAAAAAUCCUUUUACGUGCUGGUGUGGAGAUUUAUUGCAACGACAGAGGGCACAGGCCUGUUUAGAGAUGUCGCUAACUGUGAACCUGAUUGGGCCAUCUCCUUGGGGGUUCAGAAUAUCUGGAGGGAGGGAUUUCAAGAAGGCAAUCGCCGUUUCAAAGGUGAAUGGAGGCAGCAAGGCAGAGUCAGCUGGCCUUCGGCUGGGGGAUGUCAUUGCGGAGAUCAAUGGCGAGAGCGCGGCAGAGAUGCUGAACGUUGAGGCGCAGAACAAGAUCAAGAGCUCCAAGACCAAGCUGCAGUUGGUGGUGGACAGGUCAGAACCCCUCUCCCCUGGACAGACAAAUGGGCUCACCUCUCCAGAACACCUAGCCGUCCGAUUCCAGGAGGCCCUGCAGCCAAGCCGAGAUGAAAACUACAACGAUUAUUCGUUCUCUGGCCCACCAUCCCUGUCACCAACUCCUUACUCCGCAGAGAGGAAGAGAGAUGCACACACAACCUUCAGCACCAAGAGCUUCCAGACACACUCGUGGUCUCCAGUGGAAAAGGUUGCUAGUCCCAGGACCUCCUCAAGACCGGUCUCCCAGGAGUUCGUCACCGACGUCCGGAGUAAUUCCUUGUCCCGGACGCCCACCCCUCCAGGCCGCUACUCCCCACAAAGCCCCAGGGAAAGGGAGCCUCCACUUUCCCCCCGCCGCAGCUCGGACGCCGGCAUGCAGCGCUUUGACCGGGAUUCAGAGGUCUACAAGAUGAUCCAGGAGAACAAGGAGUCCCGAUCGGCACCUCGCCAGUCCAGCACCUUCCGGCUGCUGCAGGAGGUCCUGGAGGCGGAUGAGAAAGAGGCCGCUCUGCGUUUCCCGGGAAAGCUGUCUCCGAACGCUCCGAAGCCAAGCUCGUCUGUGGCCGGCGUUCAGAAGUUCCACACCUGUGAGAAGUGUGGCACCAGCAUUGUGACGCAGGCUGUCCGCAUCAUGGAAGACCGGUAUCGGCACCCGGAAUGCUACACCUGCACACAAUGCUGCCUUAACCUGAAGAUGCGCGGGCAUUUUUGGGUGGGCGAUGAGAUGUUUUGUGAGAAGCACGCCAAGGAACGGUACCAAGGGCCUGGCAGUACCCAUGUCCCCAUGGUCUCCCCUCACCACUAGAGAUGACCCCAGCAGGACACUCCUGACAGACUGUGGGCAGUUAGGCUAGGGGGCAUAGGCUUAAUUCCAGAGGAUGUGCCAUUGGUGUAACAUUAUUAGGUAUUUUGUUUUCUGUUUACAGUCAGUCUUACCUGCCUUUUAACUUGUAGGGAGCUGUCAACACAAGUGAGAGUUCUCCAAGAUAGAACAGGCUCAGUCUUCCUCUGUCGAUUCAGCAACCUUGGAACAACUGGUGUCUCAGAAAUACGCCCUCCACUUAAGUCAAUCAUGCAUUCAUGUCCGUUACCCCAUCUGGCCAGGAAUUUUUGUAUUUAUUAUCCGUUAAAUGGAAGGAAUUCCUAAAUGUUCAACUAAACAAGGGCUACAUCAUCUCAUCACUAAGGAUGUCAUGUCAUCUCUGAAUGACAAAUUUCUUCCACUCCCUUUAGAUAAUGAAAUAAUAAUCAAGCACUUUAUGCUGUUUCAUGCACCACUGAAGUGGGUGGCCCUGGGGUGACAACCAACAGUAAUCGACUUGAUUUCAGUAGAUAGGGGUGGAAGUGCUCAGUCGAUUAAAAUUAAGGAACUGAGACUGAUUUUUUGUGAGGCAGCAAGAACAGUAGCAACAAUAAAAUAAUUUGAUAUUCCAAAGAAACAUAUAUGAAUAUAUGUCGAAAAGAGUUUUGAGAAUGCUAAAACCGUAGAGUUGAAUUUGCAGCUCCUUUUAGAAGAAAAUGUUAUUACCGUGAUUUUCAUCCAGGAAAUGCCGGUAGGUACUUAUAUACUUUUCUGGUGAACACAUUAACAUCUUAUUUGGUUUCAGGUAACUUAUGCAAAAUGCAAGUUAACACAAAGGGUCUUGUGAGUUAUGUCCCCAAAAUUAAAUCAUAAGUAAUUUUGUUUUCACAUUUUUCUUAGCACUGCUUUUGUGCAACCUAGAGUUUGAUUCUCUCACAGGGAUGCUUGGUACCAUUUGUUCUGGGGGAGGGGGGUUCUUCCCAUAUGGAGUUGCUUCAUGUAUUAGUCCAGGGGUGGCCAUCUUAGUAGGUCACCUUUCAUUAUUUGUUUAUUAAGUCUUAAAAUGUUACUGCUAGUACAGGAAUGGACAUCGUGGGUCCUGGAUAGUUUAUAUACUGCAGCUAAUUGAGUUCUGGUCAAACCUGCGUCCCCUGUCACUCUUUCAGUCCUAAGAGAUCUUUUCCAAAUCUUUAUGUCCUAAUUGCAACAAAAGUCUCUAAUCGGUUUACCAAAUAGUGUUAGUUUAAAUGAGAGUAUUUUUACCAGGACUUCUAAAUGACUUUAUCUGAAUAAUUUUGUCCACUUUAAACAGGUAUUUUAUGUAAGGUUGAGCUGCAGUAUAUUAAUAAUUCUGGACCACUUAUGGCUGUCCUGUACCAAAAGUAACAUUUUUCUGCAUGUCUCUUUAAUCUGUUUUUUUUUAUUUAUCUAGAAAAUACUGCUCUUUAACAAAUCCUACUCUAGAUGUGAAUGCCAGAGUGACUUGCGAGUGUUUUUCACUGUGGCCUUGGUCAAAGCGUAGGAAGGAAUAAAAAAUUAAUUUAAAGGCUUCACAAAUAUUUACUGUGACAUCAUAUCCAAAUUUGUAACAAACAUCUUUAUCUGCUAGAGAUCUUCAAUGAUGGGGGGAAAAAUACUUCAGUCAAGAAGAAGACUGAAAUAUUGAUGGAAUGAGUACAUGUGUAAUGCUUCAUAAAAUUUCAGAUAUUUAAAUAUGCGCAUUUGUAAAUCUCUUUCCUGUAAAUUUUGUGCACUUUGCGUCAUACGUAACUUUUUAGUUAUCCAUGUUUUCUGCUCUGUGGAGGUAGGAUUGUGCUACAUUUUCACUGUGUAUACACAAUGAAGUGCCGGUCAAGAUUCCAUCCUCUCAUUCAGUUUUUAGAGAUUUUUUAAAAAUCUUUUUUUGAUGGAAUAAUGAGUUACCAUUGAAAAUAACAGUCCAAGUAGCAGGACAGUAAAAUAGCAGGGUGUAUAAAUAUUGGAAGGUGAACUAUGCUGAUAUAAUCUGAUUCUUUAAGAAAGCAAUAGAAACUAAGAUUUUUCUAUGCAAAAAAAGUCUAUUUAAAAUACAACUUUCAACUUGUUUGAAGGAUAUUUUGCCAGAUUUCUUUUCUAUGCCUUUUAAAUAUAUAUAUAUUUGUAAGACAAGGGAAUAUAUCAAAUACUUUUGCAAAUUGUUACAUGUAUAUAUUUAUAUUUUCUUCAGGACUUCAAAACAUGUAUUUAAAAGAAAAAAGUUACGCGACAGAAUUUUCGAGCGUCUGUGCCUUUUCUUUGUUGUAAAAUUAAAUUGUUUUCAUGAUCGAGGUCUCUUUUUUUCCCCCACUAAGCUGGUUGGCUUCAUUAUAAGAAGGCUUUUUUUGUAAAAUCGUUUUUUUUUUUCUACAAAGUUCCACUGUACACAAAUAUAGAAUACAUCUGGGAUAAAUUGUGCUUUGAAAAGGAGUUGUUUCAUGAACGGGUUAUCCCUUUAGUACGUGGCUAUUUUUUUUCCUGUAGAUGCUACCUUUUGAAAAUGUGACUGUUCUGUUGCAUAACUUUUUAACAUCCCUCUUGUUUAUAAUUCACACUGCAUGGCUGCUUCAUCUAUUAAGCCCCCUCAGCCUUCUUGAUAUGGUUUAUGAUGGGUGUGGGCAGUUUUGUCAGCUUGCUAUGGUGCUUUGUGAUAAUAUCAAAGCAAAAGGCAGUGACGACAGUGAGAAUAAUUGGAUAAUGAUUUAAACAUGUCGGAGCAGGGGAAAGAAUGCUGAAUUGCUGUAAUAAAGAAAAUAAAGAAAAGCACAUCUGCAUAAAGUGCAUGGGGAAAUUGCACUCUGAGUGCAAAAUUACUAAAGUAUUCUUCUAGAUUAUAUGCAAGACUAAUUGUUUUCUGUGUUAAUGUUUGGUAAUUUGCAGUCAUUGAGUCUCAUCUAUAUCCAAAAUAAGUGAAAAAUAUUCAUUUUGCUCCUGGCUUUCGGAUGAUUUAUUGUUUAAUUUACUUUAUUACGUGUUGUAAUAACAUGGUACUCAUGAUCGUGAUUUGCUGCCAGCAUCUCGAGCCUUUUCCUAAAAAUACUCAUCGGGAUGUCACAUUUAACCACUGGAGAAAAUAAAAGCACAACUCAUAAAUCUACUCUCUCAUGACAUUGCAGGACUGAAAUACAGGUUAAACAGGCUCUGGGACUUAUGAUCAGCUUUACCUGUGAACCCGACUUGAGGAAUUCAUGAGUCAAAACAGUGCCUGCAAUGUUGCAUAAAAAGCAGCUCAGAAUUUUUUUUUUCCAGUAUGAGUUGUUAUGCUUUUAUCUGAGAAAUUGACUCAUGCCAAGUUUUAAGGGUUGUCAAAUUAAAAGUAAACCAAAGUCAAAGCAUCCUAUUUACACUAUGUAUGAGGGCACAUGUUCAAACAUGAACACAACAGCAGAAGAGAGUAUGAAGGAUUGCAGAUGACAGGUUUCCUUCUGUGUUCAUUUGGUUGCUGAUAGCUUCUUGAUAUAAGGAUCUCAUCCAAAUGCUUUUUGAAGGAUCCCAGCGACUUAUUUUCAACAAUGUGGCUGGGCUGUUUGUUCCAGCCACAAACUUCCCCAUCAACAUGACUGGUACUGGUUAUCACGCGAGGCAUGAACUGCAAGUGAUUCAUAUAUUCUCUUGACCAUUCUUUAAGCCAGGGCUGUUGAACUUAGUUACCAGGAGGCUGCAGCGAUUUUUUUUUUUUUUUUUUUUUUGCUUCUUCUUAUCUCCAUGAACAUAAUUUGCUGCAUUACUGGACCUGCACAUUGAGUGACCUCAAGUUCUUUUAAAAAGUUGCAUUAAGAAUUGCUCCCGAUUCAUAGUACAAUGGCUAAAAAGUUUUUACUUUCCUGGAAAGACCUUUUAAUGGAUGUUUUGCUGUUCAAUCAAAUACUUCUUCCGCCAGUUAUUGAAUUGAGAGCUUUGGCAUCACAAACUAGACUUCAUUGACUGCAUGGACACCUCUCUCACAAAAUAUAGAUCCUUAGUGAUUCACAGCUAUUGAGCACCACUGCUAUAGGGAUCACAAACCCUGUCCUACAGUACAGUGCAUGUCCACAUCUGAGUGGCAGAGUGUUCUUCGUGAAGUGACUAGAUUACCGGAGUCUACUGAGUGUUGCACUGUGGCGAUGUCUGCUGCCCAUAACCUCUAGGAAAAAAGAAACCGGUAAUAUUUUGUGUGUUCAUUUAAAUUUUCUUUUGUAUGUGAUGCAUUCAUACAUGUACUGACGUUCCUUGUAAGCUGUAUUAUGUGUAGGCUGUGUUUUCUAGUGCAUGCUUCUUAUUUCAUUUCUCAGUCCAAGUUGAUUUUGUGUAAAAAGAUAGAAAGUAACAGGAGCCUGAAGUUGAGAGAGGGAAAGGUUUUAAGGUGCUUUGUCUUCAAUAGUCCAUGCUACCAUGAUCUCUCUGGCACAGUAUUGCACAGGUCUGUGUAUUAAGGGCUGUGUUCAUUGCUUCUAAUGUAUCUCCUGCUAGAAAAAUAAUGUACGUCCAUGUUGGAAAUGAGAUUAAAAGGGCUUUGUACUGUG